GUAAGCGCCAUGGUUGCUGGCUGGGUUUUCAACAUGGCAACGGACGACGUGGCAUUGGCUGCUGGCUCCACACUGAUGCUGCUGCGUGCUCUGCGCAGACGGGCGGCUGGAGAUGAUCUGGAUACUGAGACGAAGUUCGCGCUGGGAGCCAUCGACUACUCGAUUCUCAUACUGUUCAUUGGGCAGUUCAUCCUGGUGGGAGCCACGGUGGACACUGGCCUUCCCCAGAAACUGUUUCAGGGAAUUCUCGGGCCAUGUGCGGAAGACCUUGCAGCAGGACCAGGCUGCCUCAUUUGGUUCGCAGCCGUCGUGUUGGUCCUCUCCAACGUCAUUAGCAACGUGCCGGUCAUCCUAAU
Molecule: messenger RNA, 356 nt
Organism: Symbiodinium pilosum
Lineage: Eukaryota; Dinophyceae; Suessiales; Symbiodiniaceae
Source: the annotation of a GenBank genome assembly